GCUGGCGCCCGCCCGCCUCCACGACAAGUCCCGACCAGCAAUCGCCGUCGACGACUUUGGGUCUGGCAACUGAUCCUCGUCCUGCAUCUGCGUUCGUCUGCCUUGCGCUGCCUUGAGUGCUUUCCCACCUAUAUAUAUCGGGUUGCCCCUCGUUCUCAUUUCAUCAAUUGUAUUCAUUUUCUUUGCUCGUCGUGGGCAGCGGGCAGGCAUAUUGAGCCCAACAGUAAAGCGCAAUUGUCCAGGCCUCUCGACUGAUCGCGAAAUGUUUCCUUGUGCAAUGUUCUAGAUACCGACAACCUCAUUGCACGACCGCGUUGGUCCGAGCUGGCUGCUCGUCCUCGAAGCGCGCGCCCAGCGACGACGGAGCCCACGAGGCCAUGAUACCCGAUGGCGACGAACGCUUACGACUAUGAAAACUAUGGCGCGCCCUUUGGCGACAUAUACAAUGACCCCGUCGCCGCACUGCCCCGCCCAGGCACGGUUGGCCUUCCCGGAGGAGCGUGCAACUAUGUCGACCUGAGUCCUGGUGCUAAUGGCGCCAAGUGUGGUUGCCGACGAUUCUGGGUAAGGUCCGCAGAGAUAAGCCCGGAUAUUGGCGGCGCAGGGUGGUGUAUGUGCAAUCACCAUGCCUGCUUCCAUGAUGAUGGACCUCGAGAUAUCCCUCCCCCCGUAGAGGCAUAUGGACCAGGACAGGAAAAUGAGCGCCCAAGGACUGGUCGCGAACCUCUGAGCCCUAUGGUGGACCUUGGACUGCAAAUGCCGCCGCCGCCUCCUGUGGCCAAUCCUCGGAUGGACUUUCCAAUAUUUGACGACGGCCUAGGAUUGUUUCGCAACAUCUCGGAUCAAGCCCCCCUUGGGCAGCUCCAUGGACCACAGGAUGCCACGAACCCUCCUGGAUCUCUCCCCGAUACGUUGGCAUGGGGCGAUGCGGGACCCUCGCUUGCACCGUCAAUGCCCAAGAGUGUUGUCCCUCCUCACACAAUCUGCCCCUCCCAGGCCACGUCUACUACUUCCUCCGUCAGGGCCAGAUAUCUUCGUCCGUUUGCCGGAAAGGGACUCGCUACACUUGAUAUCCCUAAAGAGCUGCCCUAUUGCUCACCAUCGCGGUUUCUCCCAGGAUUCUCGCAGUCGUCUCAGGUCCCAACGAAUGCCAUGAGCAAUCCCACCGUGGUCGGAGGGGAUACACAAGCUGAGAUCCGUGCCCAACCAUCUCAAGGCGUGGAUCGGGAGACCUUUCAAAAUUUGUCUGAUACUGUUGGAGCCCAUGAGCAGCGCUUGGAUCGUUUGGAGACACUGUCCUUCUCGGCGCCUGCCCAUGACGACUGUCAGGAAAAACACGAUCACACUGACCUGCGGAUCACCGAUCUGGAGAGUCGAAUGGAGGAGGCAGAAAAACUCAAUGCCGCCCGGCAGGCCGAGAAGAAUGAUGAUGCCACUGCUAGUGUAGCAUCAUUCUCAACAGCCGGACCAAUCCACUCACAAGAUUUCCAAAGCCAGUUGCAGGCCUUACAAGCGCAGGUCACGUCGCUGCAAUCCUCUCUGCCAACAUUUAUCCAUCCUUGGGAGGUAGAGGUCGUCUUCUUGCCAUUUCCGCUUAAGAGGCUGUGGCUGGAACCUCACCAAUUCAAAUCGGAGGCAAAUGGGCUUGACGACUGGACGCAGAUGCCCAUGACCUGCAGCGCGAAUUCGAGACGCUCAAUGUCCCCGUUUCCAGGUGACUGGGCGCCGAAAGACCAUGAUACCGAAUGGCUCCUACCCAAGGCCUGUGGUGAUAAGAGCAUCAUUGACCGAAGGUUGCGGAGUCGUGGUCUGAUUAGGACGGUCUCUGUUAAAGGCGGAGACGCACGCAGUGUCCAAACCGCCAUGCGUUCGGUAUUUGGUGACACUUGGAAAGAGAUGGGGCUUCCCUCCGCCCCUGAAGCCCCCGGCCCUCCACAUUCGCAGUUCCUGGGUCUACAGUCAUCUUGGAUUCCCCUGCGCAAAGUUCACAAAGAUUCUCGACUCAGGUUCCUCACGCCGGCGGAGAUGCUCAACCCAACUGUUUGGGACGUGCAAUUUCUCAACUCUGUGAUGAUGCGCGCUUCCGAGCCGCGUCUUUUCAUCACUCAUCCUGACGCCUAUCUUCAAGACUUUCAGUCGUACGAGACGGGCUGGACCUGGCAAAGAGUGCGCGAGCUCACUCGUGUCUACACGGAGAACGAAUCCUCACAGGAGGUGCCCGAAGCCGAUGCGCUCGAAGACUGCUGGGCUUGGACCGACACCCUGGACGAGUUGCCAGGCACACAGACUUCCAUGAGCAUGCGCAACGAGCGCAGUGGCCUCCGUGCUUCUACCGGAUCGCCUGCUGUCCAGAACAUGACAUCGUGGCGGUCUAGCAGCCCCAUCGUUGGCGCAUCGUCUGCCGGCCAAUCUCUCAUCCGUCGCAACAGACGGCCCUCUUACAUCCGGACUACCUCGGUUCCGCUGGAAGGUGUCGGUGGCCACCCCUCGCCCAUGACAACGGCACGUCGAAGGGUCAUGUCAGGUGGCCACAGCAGACGAGCAUCGCCCAGCGUCAGGGGAGCUCCACAAUUCGCUGUCAGUAAGAGACGUCGGGCAAGGUCACCCAGCUAUGCACGCUUCACACCACGGUUCACCACGUCGCCGAGCCCCAUGCCCAUGUCACAUGAGCGACAGUAUGUCCGAGGCACUACCCCCUUCGCCUACGCGACACCACACAGCAAUGCGCCCUUACAAGAGGCGCGUACCAUCCGUUCAGGAAGUGCCGCGCCUAUUCCUGCCGAGUACAUGGCCGAUAUGGCCUACGACGAAUUAUACGAUAUUGAGAUCUACGAGAGCGAUUCGGAGAUGUCGUUUGGCGAAGACGACGACGACGAUGAGGAGGACGAGGAGGAUAACAUCGCCUCGGCAAAUCUCAGUGCUCUUGUUCCCCAUGCCCAGCCACAGCGGCGGACACACCUACCAGAAGAUGAACCCUGGCCGGGAAUCGAAGAUCAGGAGCAGCAAAUGUCGGAUGGCGAGAAUGUCGACCCUGCCGAGGACAGGCGGAGUGUUGCGAGCAGUCAGCCAUCAGAAUAUCCCAGCACGAAUCGCGCGUGGCCGGAGGAUACGGCUGCCGGUUUUCGCAUCCACGAGGAUGCGUGAUGAUAUCUCGAAUUGCUUACACUGCUGUACAUGAUUUCUUUCUGUUGGCUGCGAAUCGAAGAAGGCAUGGCGUUUGUUACGAUAUACCACCACACAUACGUAUGAGAGUUUGUUGGCAAUCCUUGGUUGGGCAAUUUAUUAGUAGAUAGCAGAUUGAGGUUGCGUGUACUGUAGUGAUCUCUACUUCUGUACAAUGGAAUCUUCUCACCUCGCAC
Messenger RNA from Emericellopsis atlantica, 3359 nucleotides. RefSeq lists its product as uncharacterized. The record is from RefSeq and is a predicted model, not a curated record. Bases 388 to 3144 code for a protein of 918 amino acids. The transcript is spliced from 2 exons. NCBI's taxonomy places the organism in Eukaryota, Fungi, Ascomycota, Sordariomycetes, Hypocreales, Bionectriaceae.